Durio zibethinus is the source of this 1101-nucleotide messenger RNA. RefSeq names its product F-box/kelch-repeat protein At4g19930-like. Lineage: Eukaryota; Viridiplantae; Streptophyta; Magnoliopsida; Malvales; Malvaceae. The record is from RefSeq and is a predicted model, not a curated record.
AUGGAGGGAGAAAGAGACGUAAAAGCUUUUGAUCUAGUUGUAAAGCUUCCAGCAGAUUAUUGGGCUAGUUUCAGCAACAUGUCAAAGCCCUGGAGUUCACUGACUUCCAACUCUCUUUUGAUCUCUUGUUCUAAUAAUCCCUCCUCUGAAAGAUAUUUCUUCACUGCCAAUGAUGAAGAACUGACAGCUCUUCACCGUCUCACCCUCUCCACUGCAGAUCAACCCCAUACAGUGACCCAAAUCCUUAACCAGCUCUUCUGCUUUUAUGAUGGAAAUUCCACUGUUUUUGUUUGUAAUCUGUUAAGUCAUGAAAUCAUCCCCCUUCAAACACCAAGUUGCUUGCGAUCAUGUCACAAAUAUUCCUCCAAAAAGUAUUGUCCUGAAUAUUUCUUAGGCUUUGAACCUUACUCUAAGUGCUACAAAGUUUUAAAUGUUUGUCACAUCUAUGUCGGUAACUUCAUGUCCUGUAAGAGUAUGGAUACCAAUCAUACGGAAGUCAAUUGUGAGGUAUUUGGUUUAGGUACCGAUAAUUCUUGGAGAAAAAUCGAUGCCCCACAUUUUAGGAUUCGACCCUAUAGCCAAAGUGUGUGUGUUAAUGGAACUUUACAUUGGAUGCGUACAGAUAAUGGCAAGGCAGCAGCUUUAGGAGCAUUCGAUUUGAAGGAUGAAAAAUUCAGGGCUAUGAGUCUUCCAGAGGGAGUUUCUGGACACCAUGAUUUGAUUCAAGUUGGAGAAAAUUUGGCAGUCCUGGACUGUGAUGAUUUUAGGAUGAAAUCCAAGAUAAGGCUUUGGACAUUGAAAGACUACAACAAUGAGGCUUGGAUGAAGGAGGACUUUGAUUUUCCAUUCAGCACCAUGAUGCUUAGGCGCCCUAUUCCUAUCAAUAAUAGCAACAGAGGGGAGAUCAUGCUUAUAGAAUACAAUUCAUCUUUGCUGUCGAGGGUGUUUGUUUAUGAUUUUAAGACUCAACAGAGAAGAAUGAUUGAAAUCACCGAAACUACCGAUGGAAACAACUUCAAGUUCAUGGACGUUGGCAAGCGUGCUGGAAUUUUAGUUACCUACUUAUCAGGUAAAGAACUUCCUGCCUUUCAAGGGAACUAA